AUGUUCGGUCAGCCAUGGGCAUGGAAACCCCUGCAGGAUAUCCUUCAGGCAUAUCUCGAGAUGAUCGAGGAAAAAAAAGUGCAAGCGUCCACAGACGAGGCGUACGAAGAAGAUAUAAAACCUCGACUCUUUCCAUGGCGGUAUCAUCAAUACACACACCGAGACGUUGUAAAAGCAACCCAGGCGUUGACUCGUCUGCUUGAUGCAGUUGAGCAGAAACUUCCUCAACCAAGAGAGACAGAAUAUCCCGCAUCCACAAGAGAUGUAGACAUCCAACUACCAUACUCACAGGCUAUCCUUGAUGAAGCUACAAUCCCAGCUAAUACUUUUAUUCGUGAUUUCCUCUCGGAGCUACCUCCUCGAACUUUGCGAUUCCGUUACAUCGCCCCGGGAAUCAUUUUACAGUCACCCGCGGAGUUCGCAACUCAGCCGUGGAAAGAGCCACUCGGUCGCGAAUAUGGUGGUCACAGUGUACCAUUUCUUUUGUUUCGAGGAGAUCAAUGGAUUUCUUUGCGCUGCAAGCCGCGUUACUAUCCGGACCCGGAGGACAGUCUUCAGGGAGUGCCCACAGGCUUAUAUAUUUGUCCAACCGGCAUUGAGUCACCUGCUACUUUUGGAAAUUCCUGUAGACUACUUCUGCCCUUCAACAUCGGUGCUCGCCAUCACGCGCGGUAUAGCAACGGCGAACAACUACAGGAAGAGACUCCGUGGGAUGAGACUCCGAAAGACACGGCGCAUGAGCUUUACCAACCGGGUUCACACAGUGGCUUUCUGGAGAGGCAUGAAGUACAAAUUCAUAAAAUCUUGCUGAACUGGGCGGAGAGAGUGGAGGCGGGUGAUUGGGAAGUAAAUACAGACGGGGUCGCUGGUGGUAUCGAAAAAUUUGAAGAAGCUGAUACUCUGGAAUCUUGGAGGAAGUAUCAGAUUCCGCUGGCCUGGUGA
Penicillium cataractarum is the source of this 942-nucleotide messenger RNA. RefSeq lists its product as uncharacterized. The record is from RefSeq and is a predicted model, not a curated record. NCBI's taxonomy places the organism in Eukaryota, Fungi, Ascomycota, Eurotiomycetes, Eurotiales, Aspergillaceae. The transcript has a single exon. The coding region runs from base 1 to 942 and encodes 313 amino acids.